Messenger RNA from Medicago truncatula (barrel medic), 492 nucleotides. RefSeq names its product transcription factor bHLH25. Bases 1 to 492 code for a protein of 163 amino acids. The record is from RefSeq and is a predicted model, not a curated record. NCBI's taxonomy places the organism in Eukaryota, Viridiplantae, Streptophyta, Magnoliopsida, Fabales, Fabaceae. The transcript has 3 exons.
AUGGCAGCGGCGAUGGCGUCAAAAGGGGAUUCUUCUCUUGUCUCUGAAAAAACCAGAUAUAGAUCUGAAUCAGUUUAUGGUACAUGCAGAAUAAUUGGCGGAGAUGGAUUGACGGACAAUACUUCAGUCAUAGGAGAUGCUAUCAAGCAUGUGAAAGAGCUCCAGGAACGUUUGAGAGUAUUAGAAGAAGAGAACAAGAAUAGUCAUAUUGAAUCUGUAGUGACGCUUAACAAAUUGCUGCUAAUUUACAAGUCAUGGAGUGAUGAUGGUUCUAAGGCUGCUAGUGCUAAUAAUGAAUCUCUCCCUCACGUGGAUGCCAAAAUUUUGGACAAAAACGUGCUCAUAAGGAUCCAGUGCCAAAAGCAAAAGAGUUAUUUGCUUAAUAAAUUGGUUGAGAUUCAAAAGCUCCAUCUCUUUGUUGUUAAUAGCAGCGUCCUAGCUAUUGGGGAUUCUAUCCUUGACAUAACAAUCAUUGCUCGGGCUCACAUUUAA